AGCGGCCUCCAAUCCUAGCCUGACCGCCAGACCUGUCACCACCCGAGAUCUCCGCUGGCGGCGGCAUCCUGAGCAGCUGCUGCGGCCGGAGGUCGGAUUUGCAGGCAAGAGAGAAAUCCUCCCCAGCCCAGUCCUGGGGGCUCACCCCACGGCCGCAGGCAUGAAGUGAUGCUCCAGGGACCAGAGUCUCAGGCGCUGCUCCCACUCCCGCUCCAGCUACUAGAUAGUUUAGUCUCCUGUUCUCUGACUCCCCGUCCAUCUAGAGAGGGAAGGGAAGGAAAGGCAAGGAAAAAUCGAAGCCCAAACCAAGCCCUCCAAACCGCUUCUUCCGGAGAGCUGCCUCCACUGCUGCCCCUCACUCAAAACCUCCCCCCUCCCUGCUCUUCUGCCCUCACAGGGGUUGGAACUUUGGAGGGCUGGGAAGUGCAAGGCAGGAGAAGGGGCCCCUCCCGAGGUACAUGUCUCUUAGUUGAUUGGAUAGUUGGUCUCCCCUUUCUAAGCAACCAUGGGCACCCAAGGACCCUACCGCUCUCACAGCCUGUUGGACGUCACUCCAGCCAGGACCAUCCUGGUGUACCGUAAUGGAGACCAAUUCUACGUGGGUAAGAAGUUUGUGAUCAAUCGCAGGCGGGUCUCCAGCCUUGAAUCCCUGAUGACUCAGUUGAAUGAGAAGGUGGCAGUGCCCUUCGGAGUGAGGCGGCUCUACACACCCUAUAAUGGACACCUGGUCCGGGAGCUGGAGGAGCUGCAACAAGGGGGCAGAUUUGUAGCAGCUGGGAGAGAAAAGUUCAGGAAACUGGAUUAUUUCCACAUAGCUCCUCAAAAACCUACAAGGAUGAAAAAGGUCAAGGAAGGGAGAGAUGAGGAUAAAUGGCAACUUGAGAGCACUGUCUGUCUCUGGGAAAGUACCACUAUUACUGAUUCGGCCCAGAUUAGACCAGUUGUGCACAGCGACUUGAUUGUGCCUUCUAGGUGGCAAACAUUCCAUCCAAAGCCACGUCAUAUAAAUGUUUUCACAAAUGGGAAUCUAUUCAUUCCACCUGCAAAAUUAGUUAUACCCAGAUUCACUCUAUAUGAUUGGGAUAAUGUCCUGGCCAUGAUUGGAGAAAAAGUUCAACCCACCUCAGGGGGUGUGCAAAGACUGUAUACAAUGGAUGGAUUUCUAGUGGAUGGCUCGAGUGACUUGAUUGACCACCAUUAUUAUGUUGCAUCAGGACUGGAGACCUUUAAACCUUUGCCCUAUUGGGAAACACAAAAGGUUCCUGAGGACAUCAAAAUAAGGUAUACUGAAUUUAAAAAGAUCAUGCGAAGAAACAGAAAAAUGAGAAAUACAAGGCCCUCAGAGACCGAGCCAGUGGAGGAGGAAUUAAAAGAAGUAGUAGAUCGUUCCUUAUAUGAAGAAAUUCUAAAAAAUAGUGAGAGCUCAGUGUACCAUGCAAAAACAGAGAAGAAGCCAAGUUAUACAGAUCCAUUAACUCUAGGUGGUGCAGAAGGUGAUGUGUUUCAAGCACGCAGCCCUAGAAAAGAAUUUCAAGGAGCACUGUAUGUGAAAGAUGAUCAGAAUGUGCAAAUAGAAUUGCCUAUUGAUCAGAGACCAGCUGAAGAGAUUAAAGAUGAAGAUAUUUUUGACAUAACCAGUAAUCAUGAUAACAAAGGAAGCAAAAAAGAAUGGCGUUUAAAGAUGUUUGGCUUAUUUUUCAGAUCAAAAGUCAGAGGAUCCAAGUCUGACACUUCCCUCGUAGUAAAACAAAGACUAUCCAAACAAUCACAUGACCAAAUACUAUGCCAAGAAUCACAACUAAUAAAGAGAUCAAGACACCCAGGACAACAGAAAAAAAAACAGAAAAAGCCACAUCAAUGCAAAGAAGAGCUGCUUCACCAGGAACAUUGGCCAUGGAACAAAAAACGAUCACAAAACAACUGAAGAGAAAACUUGACAUUUGACCUCACAGUGCACCAGCUAAAGAGGUGGUCUUGGGAGUGAGAAACCAGUGCUUUUCAACAACAACAAUAACAGCAGCAGCAGCAGCAGCAACAACAACAACAAUAAUUAUUUUAAAAUCUACUUGACGUCAAUUUUUCUCCUAUCAAAGUUGCUUCCAUCUCACAUUCAGUCAUCUUAAUAGCAAGAAAAUCAUGCCUGAGAGGAAACCUGAGCCCCAAAGCAAUAGUUUUAGUUUACAAGGAAGGUUUCAGAUUUUUCAUGUCCCAAAUCAUUCUAAUUCUCUUUCUUGGUAAUAUUUCUUUUUACCAAAUGUUUAAAAGAAUGAAUUGUUGGUCAUUAUAAUUAAACUCCAUAAAACUCUUCCAGAAAACUACCAAUGUAUA
Molecule: messenger RNA, 2328 nt
Organism: Sarcophilus harrisii (Tasmanian devil)
Lineage: Eukaryota; Metazoa; Chordata; Mammalia; Dasyuromorphia; Dasyuridae
Gene: DCDC2C
Product: doublecortin domain containing 2C
Exons: 14
Coding region: 506-1924 (472 amino acids)
Biological process (GO): intracellular signal transduction
Cellular component (GO): microtubule organizing center; microtubule
Source: RefSeq, a predicted model, not a curated record